GCCAAACAAAGACAUGGGAAUUUUCACAGUGCUCUCUACACCACUCUGCCUUCUGUUUUUCUUCCUCUGUCUUAAAACUGCCUUUUCAUCCUCUAUACAUGCUUCUUCCUUCUUAACAACACACCUCUGCUCUCAUGAGGAGGCUGCUGCUUUGUUGCAAUUCAAGACUUCCUUUUCCAUCAAUUAUUCUAAAGCUUAUUCUAAGACUGAGUCUUGGAAGGAAGGUAUAGACUGCUGCUCCUGGGAUGGGGUUAGCUGUGAUAAUAUCACAGGUCAUGUAAUUGCCCUUGAUCUCAGCAAUGAUUGCCUUUCUGGCACCUUUCCUUCGAACAGCACUCUUUUUCUCCUCAAAAACCUAGAGAGUCUCAAUCUUGCCUUGAAUGAUUUUAGGCUUUCCAAGAUUCCACCAGAAAUCAAUCAGUUUACUAGACUAAAGCAUCUUGAUGUCUCUUCUUCUAAAUUUUCUGGCCAAGUUCCAGCAGAAAUUGCUCACCUCCCCAAGUUAGUUUCUCUCAAUCUCUCUAAUCAUUACGAUUCUUCUCACUUGAUCCUUGAAACAACUACCUUCAAAAAUCUUGUUCAUAACUUGAGUGAGAUGAGAGAACUUGAUCUUCGUGGAGUGAACAUGACAUCUGUUAAUCCUCGUUUCUUCAUGAAUCUCUCUUCUUCUUUGACUACUCUUGAUCUUUUCAAUUGUGGGUUAAGAGGAAACUUUCCAAACAGUGUUUUCCGCUUUCCAAAUCUCAAAAAUUUUUAUUUAAGUGGAGAGCAAAACCUCACUAUUGAUCUUCCAAGUUCCAAUUGGAGCAGUCCUCUCCAACGGUUGUAUUUAGGUGAUAUGGAUUGCGGAAGGCGAUUGCCAGAGUCUAUAGGAGAUCUACAGUCAUUACAGUAUCUGUGUCUUAGCUGCAACUUGGAAGUUUCCAUUCCAGCUUCCAUAGGUAAGUUAAGGCAACUUACUAGCCUAUACCUCUGUUUUAACAAUCUUAGCGGAGAAAUCCCAUCAUCACUUGCAAACCUUACCCAACUUAGUGAUCUUGACCUUUCAAAUAAUCAGUUUUCUGGUUCCAUUCCAGCUUCCAUAGGUAACUUAAGGCAACUUACUAGACUAGCCCUCAAUUCUAAUAAUCUUAGUGGAGAAAUCCCAUCAUCACUUGCAAACUUCACCCAACUUAGUGAUCUUGACCUUUCAAAUAAUCAGUUUUUUGGUCCCAUUCCAGCUUCCAUAGGUAACUUAAGGCAGCUUACUAGACUAGCCCUCUAUUCUAACAAUCUUAGCAAAGAAAUCCCAUCGUCACUUGCAAACCUCUCCCAACUUACCUUUCUUCACCUUUCAAAUAAUCAGUUUUCUGGUCCCAUUCCAGCUUCCAUAGGUAACUUAAGGCAACUUACUAGCCUAUACCUCUAUUCUAACAAACUUAGCGGACAAAUCACACCAUCACUUGCAAACCUCACACAACUUAGUGAUCUUGACCUUUCAAAUAAUCAGUUUUCUGGUCCCAUUCCUUUUCAUGCUAUUAGAGUACUUGUAUCUCAAUCAUAACCAAUUUCAAGGUCAAAUAAGUCAAUUCCAGCAAAACUCACUCACACACGUGGAUUUGUCAAACAAUAAACUCCAAGGUUCAAUUCCUAACUCAAUUUCUAAUUUAGUAAAUCUUAGUUUUCUCGAUUUAUCAUCAAAUCAUUUUAGUGAUUUAGUAGUACCUGACAUGUUCUCAGCACUUCAAAAUUUGGAAGCCAUCUAUCUUUCACACAAUAAUCUGUCCUUGAGAAUGAAUGUCAAUGCCAACUUCACAUUACCCAAACUAAUCGAUGUCUCCUUUUCUUCUUGUAACUUGAGUGAAUUCCCCAAUUUCAUAAGACAUUCAAAUGGUCUGCAAAGCCUAGUGCUAUCCAAAAAUAGCAUUCAUGGAAAUAUUCCCGAAUGGAUAUGUGAAAAGGAUGAUCUCGAAAUUCUUGACCUUUCUCAUAACAAUUUAAUCGGGAAGAUUCCAAAUUGUCUUCCUAAGUCUCUCUCAGUGUUGAAUUUGCAGGCCAAUUACUUUGAUGGAAAUAUACCAUUUGGGUUUCCAGAGGGCUGUGGAUUACGAAAUCUCAACUUACAUGGAAAUCAAAUGGACGGGCUAUUACCAAGGUCUUUGGUGAAUUGUCGCAUGUUAGAGGUUCUAGACGUUGGCAACAACAACACAAGUGAUACAUUCCCUUAUUGGUUGGAAUCUCUACCAGACCUUCAAGUGCUUGUCUUAAGGUCCAACAAGUUCCAUGGUUCUGUGCAGAGCACCAAACAAAGUCCAUCUUUUCCCAAGUUACGAGUUCUGGAUCUCUCCAGCAAUGAUUUUCUUGGUCCUUUGCCUCUUCGGUACAUGGAAAAUUUUAAAGCAAUGAUGGAACCUCAUGGAGAGGAUGGUUCCCCUGAAUACAUGAAGGCGCCAA
Messenger RNA from Rubroshorea leprosula, 2433 nucleotides. NCBI's taxonomy places the organism in Eukaryota, Viridiplantae, Streptophyta, Magnoliopsida, Malvales, Dipterocarpaceae. The record is from the annotation of a GenBank genome assembly.